CGGGCAGGUCAGUGCCUCGGCGGCUGCGGCACGGGGAGCGUGGCUGGGCCGGCUCGCCGGAAGGAGAGGAGAAAAGUUUGUGCGUACGAAUGAAGAAAAUACUUCCUAUGAAGAAUAAAAGAACUUGAUGGAAGAACCCUUAAAGCACCUUUACCUUUUAAGCAGAAGAAAAUUAUGAAGGAACAAUCCAUCUGACUCCCUCAGCAUCUCACACAGGACUCACAAUGGCUCUUUGCAAAAAAACUGUUGGUAGUGUCUUGGAAGAGUGGUGUUUGAAGGAACCACUGUUUGGUUGCAAACGGCACCAGAAUGUUAGGAAAAAACUGAGACUGAUAAGGAUAAUAGGGCUUCUUGUCAGUGUAGUGGCCAUUAGUACUUUCUCUCUUUCAAUUAGUGCCUUUUUCAAGAUGGAAACACAUAGCAAGGUGUUGGAUAGCAGCCUAGAUAGCCAAAAGCUGGUGCAUGGUCACCAAAGAACUCUGUUGGAUUUCAUGGAACAGAAUGAAGGUGGCACUCCAGAUUCACCUACGUCUAUGAAACAUGAAGCUGAACAUGACAAUGCAACAGAAGAGCAUUCCAAGGGAGAGUACCCAGAGGACCUUUUCUCUCUGGAAGAACGAAGAAAGGGUGCAGUGAUACUGCAUGUUAUUGGAAUGAUUUACAUGUUCAUAGCCUUAGCCAUAGUCUGUGAUGAGUUCUUUGUUCCUUCCUUGACUGUCAUCACUGAAAAGCUGAGCAUAUCCGAUGAUGUGGCAGGGGCAACCUUCAUGGCAGCUGGUGGCUCGGCCCCAGAACUCUUCACUUCUUUAAUAGGAGUGUUUAUAUCCCACAGCAAUGUCGGCAUUGGGACAAUAGUGGGAUCUGCUGUGUUUAAUAUCCUGUUCGUGAUUGGAAUGUGUGCUUUAUUUUCUAGAGAAAUCUUGAAUCUUACUUGGUGGCCACUCUUUCGAGAUGUGUCCUUUUACAUCGUUGACUUGAUCUUGCUAAUCAUCUUUUUUCUGGAUAACUUAAUCAUGUGGUGGGAAAGCUUAACGCUCCUGACAGCAUACUUUUGCUAUGUGACUUUCAUGAAGUUCAAUGUUCAAGUGGAAGAAUGGGUGAAAAAAAUUUUAAACAGGAACAAGGUUGAGAAGGCUACAACAGGAGACGCUGAAGGAAAGUCACCUACUUCUGGCGACAAGGAUGACCAAACACUGACGACCAAGCCACGGCUCCAGCGGGGAGGAAGCUCUGCAUCUCUCCACAACAGUCUGAUGAGGAACAGCAUCUUCCAGCUCAUGAUUCACACACUUGACCCACUGGCAGAAGAGCUUGGAUCAUAUGGAAACCUAAAAUAUUAUGACACAAUGACUGAAGAAGGAAAAUUCAAGGAGAGGGCCUCAAUUCUGCAUAAGAUCGCCAAAAAGAAGUGCCAGGUAGAAGACAGUGAAAGGCAGAAUGGAGCUGCUAAUCAUGAGAAAGGUGCAAAAGUGGAAGUUGCAGUAACACCACCAAGCGAUUCAGGACCAGUGCAGAAUGGAAUUGCCCAUAAUGUUGAUGAGGAGAAUGAAGAGGAUGAGGACCAGCCACUCAGCCUGGCCUGGCCUGACACCCCACGCAAGCAGCUCACCUACCUUCUUGUACUGCCUAUUGUUUUCCCUUUGUGGGUUUCCCUGCCGGAUGUCAGAAAUCCUAGGUCAAGAAAAUUUUUUCCUAUCACGUUUUUUGGUUCAAUCAGUUGGAUUGCAUUCUUUUCUUACUUGAUGGUCUGGUGGGCACAUCAGGUUGGAGAAACCAUUGGUAUUAGUGAAGAAAUCAUGGGCUUGACUAUUUUAGCUGCUGGCACAUCCAUUCCUGACCUUAUUACCAGUGUUAUUGUAGCACGCAAAGGUCUGGGGGACAUGGCUGUAUCCAGUUCUGUUGGAAGCAACAUAUUUGACAUCACAGUGGGCCUUCCUCUCCCAUGGCUCCUGUAUGCUGUGAUUAACAACUUUUCUCCGGUGACUGUCAGCAGCAAUGGUCUGUUCUGUGCGAUCGUCCUCCUCUUCAUCAUGCUGCUCUUUGUCAUCCUCUCCAUCGCUUUCUGCAAGUGGAGGAUGAACAAGUUCCUGGGCUUUCUCAUGUUUGGGCUUUAUUUCGUGUUCCUGAUUGUCAGCGUCCUCCUGGAGGACAAAGUGAUCCAGUGUCCUGUCUCCAUCUAGUGGAAAGUGCUGAUUCUUGAGAAACAAAGUUAUAGAUGUUUAUUUAUUCAGUAUAUAUAUAUCAAAAUGAAAUGGAAAAAAAAAAAAAAAAGCAAAAAAAAAAAAAAAAAAAAAAGCCAUGAUGGAAAAAACUGUAAGCCUCCUACCCUUCAGUUUUAAAAGAGAGAAAGAAAGAAAAUGAUAGAAAGAGAGGAACUUGGAGUAAAGACUGAUUGCUGCAAAGCAGUGCGCUCACACAUGGAGCUGUGCCGAGGUGUUCUUCGCUGGCUGCAGAGCAACCUCGCCACUCAGCACUGGAGAUGCUGCACAUGCACUGAGAGGGUGAAAGCUACUCUUUCUCUAAUGCCUAUGGUACACGUCCUCAGACUUCUUUCUCUCUGUCAUAGAACACACAAAUAUACGGAGUGCUCAUUUCUUUAAGCUAUAAUCUUCUAAAGGGGAAUGCUAAUUCUGACUUUGGGGAGGCACCACCUCCCACACAUCAUGGUAUGGGAUUUAUCUGUUGAUCUCCUGAUGCUGCUGAGUGGAAAGCAUUUGCUGAGUGCAUGAGUUGCAGGAAGGGAAGAUCUUGCAUGUCUCUUCAUUGAAGUGGACUAACAUGUUGUGAUUUCAGCAGAGCCAGGGAGUUACCAGUGGUUUGAUCCUCUGCAUCACAGGACUACAACGGCCAUCAGCAGGAUGUCAGUGAUGAUUUAUUACAUCUUGCAAAGCUCUUCAGACUGCUGAAACCCCAGUGCUAGCGCUGAAGGGACUGUGUUUGCUGGCCAAUAUGUGACUGAUGCAGAUUUUCACUCUAUUCACAGGCAAGGCCUGUCCGGGGAUUUCUGUCUGGGGAUUUGCUGUUUUCUCUGAUACCAGUGCAGCAUGCAAAGAGAUGAUACAACUGAUAUGUGAACACAGCAUUUUUUUCUAAUGCAGCAAUACUACCAACAGUACCAAUGGCUUUCAGAUGCUGUUACCAUGAUGAGUUUGCCUUCGAUGCCAGAAGUAAAAGGCUAAUUUGCUUAUGCGUAGUAUUUCAUACAGAAAAUAUAGUUAUAAAAUGGCAGCCUACUUGCUGAGGUGGAUAUAUGCUUUACAAGCUAUCUUUUUCCAUUACUUGAAGUGUAAAGACCUUCACAGCUACAGAUAGUCAUUGUUGGAAGAAAUACUCAGCUGCUGUACAGAGCUGAGGCAGUUCAUUUUGCUCAUAAAAUCCUUAUACUAGGUAUGAAAAAAUAGUUUAAAUGUAGUGGAACUGCAGGAAACCUACAUGAAAAUUCUUCAUUAUUGCUGAAAGUGUGAAUGUCCAAAGAAGCCUGGGAAGGAGUGAAAAUGCAACAUUCUUUUACUGAAAUCCUGAGAGGAGAGGAGAAUGUCCAAAGCUAGAACAAAAUAUAUAAUCAUAAUAACAAUAGGGGGAGAGAAAGCUAUGCAGUGUUCAUGUUUCCUGGAUGAUCAAAAAAUGGGAGAACUGGAACAGGUGUUAAGAAAUUAUUUCAGAUAAUCAGUGUUUGCUUCUUCAAGGCUUCCUUUGCAGUUAGAGUUCAUGAAAUUUCAGUAUAUAUC
This is a messenger RNA of Lagopus leucura (white-tailed ptarmigan), 3728 nucleotides long. It is a transcript of the gene SLC24A2, whose product is annotated as solute carrier family 24 member 2. The transcript is spliced from 11 exons. Gene Ontology annotation, molecular function: calcium, potassium:sodium antiporter activity; calcium channel activity. Gene Ontology annotation, cellular component: membrane. The record is from RefSeq and is a predicted model, not a curated record. Gene Ontology annotation, biological process: long-term synaptic depression; calcium ion transmembrane transport; intracellular calcium ion homeostasis. Lineage: Eukaryota; Metazoa; Chordata; Aves; Galliformes; Phasianidae. Bases 225 to 2180 code for a protein of 651 amino acids.